GGCGCCGGGCGGAGGCGCCGCCGCCACGAUGGGGCAGCGGUGGGGCGCGGCCGCGCUGCUCCUCGCCCUGGGGCACCUGGCUGGGCUGCUGGCUUCGGGCACGACGUGCAGGAACGUUUACCAAGGCUUCUCCGACUGCGUCUUAAAGCUGGGGGACAACAUGGCCACGUACGAGGAGGCGGACGGCGUCGAGCUGCAGGGAUUGCGCCGAGUCUGCGGGUACUGGGACGAGUUUCACGCGUGCGCCCUGGCAGCGCUCUGGGAGUGCCAGCAGGAAGCAGCGGCCGCCUGGGAGGUGCUGAAACGGGAGUCUCGAAAGCUCAAAUUUCCAGGGAGCCUGUUUGAGCUCUGCAGCCCCGGCCGAGCCCGGAGCUUUGCCCGGCCGCGCGUUCCGAACGUCUCCGUCCUCGGGAUCCCUCUCAUGGUCGCUUGGCUGAACUUGUAA
Rhea pennata is the source of this 445-nucleotide messenger RNA. RefSeq names its product neuritin-like. The record is from RefSeq and is a predicted model, not a curated record. Gene Ontology annotation, cellular component: plasma membrane. The transcript is spliced from 3 exons. Bases 29 to 445 code for a protein of 138 amino acids. NCBI's taxonomy places the organism in Eukaryota, Metazoa, Chordata, Aves, Rheiformes, Rheidae. Gene Ontology annotation, biological process: neuron projection extension; nervous system development.